Molecule: messenger RNA, 1272 nt
Organism: Trichoderma citrinoviride
Lineage: Eukaryota; Fungi; Ascomycota; Sordariomycetes; Hypocreales; Hypocreaceae
Exons: 2
Coding region: 1-1272 (423 amino acids)
Biological process (GO): regulation of intracellular pH
Cellular component (GO): vacuole; membrane
Source: RefSeq, a predicted model, not a curated record
AUGCCGGCACUGAAAACUCCUCCUCGCGGGUCCGGUGCUGUGUCGACUGCCGGAUGGGACUUGCGGACAUUUAUCGCUUUUGGCAUUGUUGGCUUUGCAAAUGCCAUUCUUCCAUACAUCAUCCUCUCCAGUCUCUAUCUUAUUAUCACCUUUUCGCAACCCAUCGUCUUGCUCAUAGAGCUGUUUCCUGCUCUUGGCGUCAAGCUUCUCGUUCCUCACAUCUUGCAUUACACGCCACACUGGUUCUGGCUUCUUCUCCUCACAAGCUGCUGGAUCCUGGCCACCAUCGCUGCCAAUGCCGCGCCGCCAAAUGUCAUCGCCCCUAUCCGCCUCUUGAUUGCGCUACUUGCUUCGGCCACUGCCGCAGUUGGUGAGGUCUUCUUUCUGAGCCGGCUGUCGCAGUACGGCAAGACGGCGCUGGCAGGAUGGGGGACCGGGACAGCAGUGGGAGGUGCAUUGCGCGCUGUGCUGCCGGUGCUGGUGACGGUCCGCAUGGGCAUCAUGCUGCGUGAUGCGACGGGUUAUGCUUAUUAUCUGCUUGUGGCUUUGAUGGUUGCUUAUUUCCUGGUGCUUCCGUCACCUCGGAGUCACAGAGGAGAGAAGUGGCCAACUGAGAUUGAGCUUGCCGCUGAAGACGACGCUGUCUCCGAGAUGGGAAGCCAAAACUGUUCACUUCUGUCUGCAAAACCCUCCUCAUACAUCAGCUUCUGGGAGCGCUUCCGAAGUAAUUUGCGGCUUCUGAGCAACAAGCUUCUCAGGCUAUACAUUGACCCUCUGCUACUCGUCACAGCCGCGCAAAUCUUUGUGCUCUCGGGAACACCUCGUGCCAGCAUGGUGCUGCAAAACUUCUCAGGCUAUUCCACGUUUUUAGCUGCAUACGGUCUAGCAUUCCAGACUGGGAAUGUUAUAGCACGAUCGACCGCUCUGCUGCUCCGAGCCAGAAGGCCAAGACUUGUCUUUGCCAUGUUGGUAGCUUGCUCUCUGGCUGUGAUUCUCAACACGGCACUAAUGUUGAGCGAGAAUGUGUACGUUGCUUUUGGCCUCGUGUCUGUUGUUGGGUGGUUAAGCGGCUUCAUGUAUAUGAACAUAUUGGGUGCUGCCAUGGAGUACUUGGGCAGGAAUCCGGAGGCGGACGCUGAGUUUGCCUUGGGGAGUAUUGGGGUUGGAGAGACUGUGGGAAUACUCAUUGGAGGGCUUGCUGGGGUUACGUUUGAGGCACAGCUGUGUGGGUUGGCGAGUCGGAACGGACGGUGGUGUUCUACUAUCACAUAG